This is a messenger RNA of Raphanus sativus (radish), 1395 nucleotides long. Its product is annotated as probable prolyl 4-hydroxylase 3. Gene Ontology annotation, cellular component: endoplasmic reticulum. Lineage: Eukaryota; Viridiplantae; Streptophyta; Magnoliopsida; Brassicales; Brassicaceae. Gene Ontology annotation, biological process: peptidyl-proline hydroxylation to 4-hydroxy-L-proline. Gene Ontology annotation, molecular function: L-ascorbic acid binding; iron ion binding; procollagen-proline 4-dioxygenase activity. The transcript is spliced from 8 exons. Bases 191 to 1066 code for a protein of 291 amino acids. The record is from RefSeq and is a predicted model, not a curated record.
AAGACACGAAGAAACAUUUAUAAAUUUUUGAUCUUUUAUAUAAUUUUUUUUUGUUUCUCUGCAUCUCAUUCUCAGGGGUUUUGUGAUUCUCUUGUCCGAAUCUAUUCCCAUCUCGUUGUACAAACCUUUUUGUCUCUCUCUCUCUCUCUCUCUGUCUCUGUUGUUUCGGGGUGGAUCUUUAGCGGGGGUGAUGGCGAAGCUGAGACAGUCGCAGAGAUUAUUACAGGCGAGGAAAUGGUCGACAUUGAUGCUGGUUCUGUUCAUGCUUUUCAUGUUAACGAUUGUUCUCUUGAUGCUUUUGGCUUUUGGUGUUUUCUCUCUUCCCAUUAAUAACUCCGACGAAUCUUCUCCGAUGGAUCUCUCUUAUUUCCGACGAGCUGCAACUGAUAGAAGUGAGGAGGGACUUGGGAAGAGAGGAGAUCAGUGGACUGAAGUGCUCUCUUGGGAACCCAGAGCUUUCGUCUACCACAACUUUUUGUCGAAGGAAGAAUGUGAGUAUUUAAUCAGUCUUGCCAAACCACAUAUGGUGAAGUCAACUGUUGUUGAUAGCCAGACCGGCAAGAGCAAAGACAGCAGGGUGCGAACAAGCUCAGGGACUUUUCUUAGGAGAGGAAGGGACAAAAUCAUCAAGACCAUUGAGAAAAGAAUUGCAGAUUACACCUUUAUUCCAGCAGAUCAUGGAGAAGGGCUUCAAGUUCUUCACUACGAAGAAGGGCAAAAGUAUGAACCACAUUAUGAUUACUUUGUUGACGAGUUCAACACUAAGAAUGGAGGUCAACGGAUGGCUACGAUGCUCAUGUAUCUGUCGGAUGUUGAAGAAGGCGGUGAAACAGUGUUUCCUGCUGCCAAAAUGAAUUAUAGUUCUGUACCCUGGUAUAAUGAUCUCUCUGAGUGUGGGAAAAAGGGACUUUCUGUAAAGCCUAGAAUGGGCGAUGCGUUGCUCUUCUGGAGCAUGAGGCCCGAUGCUACUCUAGACCCGUCAAGCUUGCAUGGUGGAUGUCCUGUGAUUAGAGGGAACAAAUGGUCAUCUACCAAAUGGAUGCAUGUCGGCGAGUACAAAAUCUAGCGUCUUUGAUUGCUGGACAGUAUACUGUUUUCUUAGAUGGUGUCGGAACCAAAAUUUGGAGAAAAAGGAGAGUUGAUGUUUGAAUUUUGUUUUCCCUGUGGCUCAGUGUAUUGGUUGUUUUGAUGGGAUUCAGAGGUUCACAUAUAUAUCAUUAGAGAAUACCAAAAGAGAGAAAAUUGUUAGAUUACAUUAGGAUGGCUUAGAGAGAGACAUUUUUGCCCACUCCUACACACAACAGCUUGUGACAGUCACUGAGUAAACCUUGUGAAUUUAGUUAUAACAUUAUUCAAACUAAAAAUGUCAUCUUUAUAUGAAAGUUGGAUUGUUUA